Molecule: messenger RNA, 2911 nt
Organism: Pantherophis guttatus
Lineage: Eukaryota; Metazoa; Chordata; Lepidosauria; Squamata; Colubridae
Source: RefSeq, a predicted model, not a curated record
CCGAGCCCAUGGCCGCUCCGAAGUUGGGCUUCGUCGUCCGGACGGGGCGGCUGUAGGUGGGGGGCUGGAGCCCCCCGGACGGAGCCCGCCGCCGCCGCCGCCGCCGCCGCUCUCCGCCGCCAUGGCCCAGCCCGACGGGGAGGCUCUGGCCGGCGCCCUGGAGAAAGAGGAGGCGCGCUCGGCCGCCAGCACCCCGUCCACGCCGUCCGUCUGCUCGCCGCCCUCCUCCGCCUCGUCCUCGCUGCCGCCGGGCGCCAAGAGCCUCUGCUCCAGCUGCGGCCUGGAGAUCGUGGACCGCUACCUGCUGAAGGUGAACAACCUGACCUGGCACGCGCGCUGCCUGGAGUGCUCCGUCUGCCGGACGCCGCUCCGCCAGCAGAGCAGCUGCUACGUCAAGAACCAGGAGAUCUUCUGCAAGGUGGACUACUUCAGUCGGUUUGGUACCAAAUGCGCUCGCUGCGGAAGGCAGAUCUACGCCAGCGACUGGGUGCGGAGGGCUCGGGGCAAUGCCUACCAUCUGGCCUGCUUCGCCUGCUUCUCUUGCAAGAGGCAGCUGUCCACCGGGGAAGAGUUUGGCCUGGUGGAGGAGAAGGUGCUAUGUCGGAUUCACUACGACACCAUGGUGGAGAACCUCAAGCGCGCAGCAGAGAACGGGAAUGGCAUCACUUUAGAAGGGGCAGUCCCCUCCGAGCAAGACAGCCAGCCCAAGCCGGCCAAGCGAGCCCGGACUUCCUUUACAGCAGAGCAGCUGCAGGUCAUGCAAGCCCAAUUCGCUCAGGAUAACAAUCCAGACGCUCAGACGCUGCAGAAGCUGGCAGACAUGACCGGGCUCAGCAGGAGAGUUAUUCAGGUUUGGUUUCAGAAUUGCAGAGCGCGGCACAAAAAACACACCCCUCAGCACACGGUGCCUCCCUCGGGGGGCUCCCAAUCCCGCCUCCCUUCCGUGCUGCCGGAAGACCUCCACUACUCCCCGUUCAGCGGUCCUGAGCGGGCCAGGAUGGUGACCCUCCACAGCUACAUAGAGAGUCAAGUCCAGUGUGGACAAAUGCACUGCCGCCUGCCCUACGGAGCCCCCCCUGUGCACCUCAAAGCCGACAUGGAAGGAGCCCUCUCCAGUAGAGGGGAGAAGGUGAUCUUGUUCCAGUAUUGACUGCUCCUUUUCCUCAAUUCCCGGGACUUGUGAUGCCACUGCUGCUUUGAAUCAUCCCUGGCCACCAAGGGACCCCCUCAAGGUCUUCUCAGCCUUGGCUUCUGGAUCUUGGUUGCCGUGGCUGUGGCCACCAGCCACUGAGCGUUGCCCAAUGGCCUUCUUCCUCUGGUGGACUUGUUGACCGGUGAAGAUUCUGGGCGGGGCCUUCUCUGGACGACUGAAGCAAAGGGACUUGCUGUGGAUGUAUCUUGUCUUCUGCUGCAAGUUUAACCGACGUAAGGACAGACAUUGUGCCACCUGGGCUGAGCGCGUUCAUUCAGACAUGGAACGUGGUUGACCUCCAACCUAAGAAUCAAGUCUACAAGUUAGUCUCAACGCUCAGCCGUUCGAUGGAAACAUGGAUGGAAGGUGGGAACUUUCUCCAUUUCAACAGAGAAGACCACGGAUCUUGUUCUGUUGAUUCCUUUUCAACUCUAGAGGCUUUUGAUUUUUCCCCGCAAACAUCGUCGGUCUGGUUGUUUUGGGACUGGCAGCCUCAAACCAGAGGCUGGAAACCUGCCCCGCGAGUUGACCUUCCCAGUGCUCCUCAAACUCUUACGGAUGCUUCUAAUCUCAUCACCCAACAGCCGGUGGGAAGACGUCUCCCUCCCUAAAUCUUGGGAGCAAAAAUCCAAUGAACUGGGGCUUCAACCUUUGCACAGAGCUGAGAAAAAAUGUUUUUUUAAACCCCUCUAGUGGCGACAUCACAACUUUAAAAAGGAACUUGGGGUUGAUGGAAAAGGUGGGACUUUGUGCUGCCGGGACUGUAGUGAAACUGGAACUUCUCUCUCUCUCUUUCCCUCUUAUUUAAUGGCGUUUGGCAUCCUCAGGCCGUGCUGGACGGAGCAGCUGAGCAAAAGCACUUGGCCUUUGGCCUUCUCCUGCUAUGGAGCCCCUGAUCUUCUUCGCAGCCUCAAGCUUCGUCUUGCUAGGCUGGGCAGCUGCUAGGUUAACUGGCCCGUGAAUUGUCUUUUGGACAGGAAGGCCCUGAUGGGAGAGGCAUUGCCCCGAUUGGGGCAGCCCCAGGCCUGGGCCAGGGACACCCCCUCCCCAACCAACCUCAUGGCUUUUUGCUGGCUGGAAUGGCAGAGAUCUGCUCCCUUUUCUCCCAGGACUUCCUACCCAAAGACACAGGCACUGUUCUCCCUCCUUCCCUCCCACCCCCUGGAGAACUCCCCAUCUAGGCAGAUCCCCACCGCUCACUUCUCCCUGGGCUACGAUGGCACUGAUGAUGUUCCCUAGUUGGGUCACGAAACGUCUGCAAGAAAACCACCAAGGACCCCCCCAAUUCAACCCUGAGCUACAGAUGUUAUUGGUAUGAUGGCCCAUUUCCAAGAGUUCUGUCGCUUCGUGGUCCUUCCGUGCUGCUUGGAUGGCCCUUCAACAGAGAGCCCAGCACGUCCUGCUCCCGAGAAUUCACCCGCAGAGCUUGACCGGAAGGAGGAAGCUUCUUGGUGGCCCUGGGUGGCCGAGGCAGCUGAGUGCAGGAAAGGCGGCCGUUGCGGAGUGACCCUUGAACUUCCUGACUCAGACGUCCUGCUGAAUUGCGGAGGGGACAGAGGUCACCCUCCCUGGUGGCUGUGUCCGUUGUGCGUUUGGGUUACAACUGCCUUUUUUUCCAAAGGGACGGCAACUGCUUUGGGUGUGUGUCAAGCGGUGGCUUUGAGGGAGCUGCUCUUUCAGCCCCUCCACACCAUCAGGAGGAAGAGGAGAAGCUGGGAC